AUAUAAUUAGUAAUAUCCUUUAUUUAUAUUCCUUGACUAUUCUGCGUAUGUUAAUUUAAUUAGUUUGGUGAAUUUCGGUAUAAAAGCAAACAUCAAAUUGUGAUGUCAUUUUAUACCAAUUGCGAUACAAACAAAAAACAAAACCAAUUUUUAAAAAAUACAAACAGUGUGAGAAUUGACAAACAAUAAUAUUAGUAGGCAUGCAGCAAGUUAAUGUCAACAAAUUACAUUACAAUUUUGUAUAUCGCUACUGAAUCAUCCGUUUCUUGUGUUUACAAUUAAUUAAUAAUUAGUGACAGAGUCACUCGGCGGGUCGACUCUGUAUAAAUAUCAAUCUUCUCCUGCAUUUUGGCAGCGAUGGUCGUCUGAAAUACCAUCAUGAAUUUAAUUAAUUUUAUUUUCCACUGUCUUUUGUUUUCUUUUUGUUUCUGUGAUAUCAGUGUUGAAAAGAAGGAAAAGUUUCUGAAUGGUUUCGUUGACUAUUUGAAUAACUUGCCGAAUCACCUGUAUGUUUAUGAAGAUGGGGUACUUUUAAAUGCGCAAAAGACGGGUGAAAAUUUCUACAAGAUUGAAACAAGACUCAAAGCAAGCGAGACUCACAAUGUUGAAGUGUACAAGUAUGUGAAAUGUUCAUGUACUGUGGUAGAUUUAGAAAAUGGAGUGACUGUACAGGACAAUGAGUAUAACUGUGAGGAUGUUGAGCCGGAGACGAGGGAUGGGACUGUGGCUGGGAACCUAGAGGAGGCAGUUGUAGACUCAACUGCUAGCACUGUGGAACCACCAGUUCAUAAACCUGUACAUCUUGACAAUGAAGUCAGGCCCAAUACUGAGGCUACAUCAGGAGAGCAAUUCGUUGCAAUACCACGAGAAGAACCUGUUCAUCGUGAUGACGUAGGUUGUAUAGGUUGCGGAUCUCAUAUAGAUCCACAAGCCGCGGGUGUAAAUGAUUUAGCUGUCAUAGGUGUGAAGCAACUUGAUAGUCAUGAACCUACAAUUAGACACAGCCUUAACAGCGUUAUUGAUGUUGAAAGACAAGUUCAGGUGGUGAAUGGUGUUCGAUAUAUACUCACGGUAACUGUGGACUACAAUAAUUGUACAUCUGAUGCGGAUGAGACUUGUUCUUUCACUGUGCCAUGCAAGAUUUCGAUACUAGAAAAACCGUGGAUAAAAUUACCUAAUGGAUCAAAGUAUAGAGCAGUUGUAGCUAAUAACUGUACUGAUAAGUGGCUUUUUGGUGAUGAUGGGGAACUAAUACCCGAAAGGCCUGAUGCAAAUAAAGAAAACAAUAAUAUUGAUAUUAAUCCAAAUAAUGAUCGAGACAAAACUGUUGACUCCAUUAAGCCUACUCCUGAUUAUGAUAAAAUUGCAAAUACGGGAUCUGCUGAUGAUAUUCUCAAGGCUAUACAUAGUAGUGAUUUACAAUCAAAACAAGAACAAAAAGUAUUGUCUGAAGAUGAAAUAAAAAAAUUAGAGGAACAAAUUAUUCCCUAUAAUGAAUUGCAAAUAUCUACUGAACCUUAUGAUGUCAUAACAGAAAAAUCUGAUAUUUCUGAUAUUUACAAACAACAUACUAUUGGAGUGGAAAAUGCGAAACACAGCGAUAAUUCCAAAACAGAUGAAUAUGCACCUAAAUCUUUAACACAAGAUCAGAAAAAGGCUAUAGAUGAUUUAAUAAAUUUUUUCGAAUUUGCUGGCAUCAAUUCUAAUGCAAAUACUGGAAGUAAUUUUCAUAGAAUGAAAAGAAGUUAUGACCAUGAUUUGCAAUCUUUUGACAAUAAAUCAAGGGUUAAGAGACAAAAGGGCGAACAAAAAGAAAAGGAUCCUAGUGACCAGGAUGAAAUAUUAGACGGAGGAAUAUUUGACCAAGACGCAAGCGACCCUCACUAUAAAAGAUUAGCAGAGGAAUGUUUACAAAAAUAUCUUCAAACGUCUGGAAGUACCCAACACCAUGAAGUCGUAAAAGUGGAUAAAGUGACUAAACAGCUUGUAGCUGGAUUGUUGACGAGAAUCGACUUCACGAUAUCUGUGACUACUUGCCAGUUAGAUGAACACGGUAAACCGACUUCUACUAAUUGCGUAAUAUUUAAUUCAGCGGAUGUUAAGAAAUGCCACUCAGAAAUUUGGGAACGAGCUUGGCUCAACAAAACAGACAUAGACGUAACUUGUGAAAUUACAGGUCAGAAUAUUCGGGGGAAAAGACAAACCAUGCCUGGAGGACUCUCAGACCAAGAUUCAAGCGAUCCUCAGUAUAAAAGAUUAGCAGAGGAAUCUUUACAAAAAUAUCUUCUAACGUCUGGAAGUACCCAACACCAUGAAGUCGUAAAAGUCGAUAAAGUGACUACACAAGUUGUAGCUGGUUCUUUGACAAGAAUCGACUUCACAAUAUCUCCGACUACUUGCCAAUUAGACAAGCACGGUAAACCGACUUCUACUAAUUGCGUAAUAUUGAAUUCGGCAGAUGUAAAGAAAUGCCACUCGAAAAUUAUUGAACAGAGUUGGCUUAACAAAAAAGAUAUAGAUGUCACUUGUGAAACAACGAAUCAGAAUAAUAGAGGGAAAAGACAAACUAUACCUGGAGGACUCUCAGAUCAAGACCCGAGCGAUCCUCAGUAUAAAAGAUUAGCAGAGGAAUCUUUGCAGAAAUAUCUUCUAACAUCUGGAAGUACCCAACACCAUGAAGUCGUAAAAGUCGAUAAAGUGACUACACAAGUUGUAGCUGGAUCGUUGACGAGAAUCGACUUCACGAUAUCUCCGACUACUUGCCAGUUAGAUAAGCACGGUAAACCGAUUUCUACUAAUUGCGUAAUAUUGAAUUCGGCCGAUGUUAAAAAAUGUCACUCAGAAGUUAUUGAACAAAGCUGGCUUAACAAAAAAGACAUACAUGUAAAUUGUGAAAUUACAGGUCAGAAUAUUAGAGAGAAAAGACAAACCAUACCUGGGGGACUCUCAGAACAGGAUCCAAGCGAUCCUCAGUAUAAAAGAUUAGCAGAGGAAUCUUUGCAGAAAUAUCUUCUAACAUCUGGAAGUACCCAACACCAUGAAGUCGUAAAAGUCGAUAAAGUGACUACACAAGUUGUAGCUGGAUCGUUGACGAGAAUCGACUUCACGAUAUCUCCGACUACUUGCCAGUUAGAUAAGCACGGUAAAUCGACUUCUACUAAUUGCGUAAUAGUGAAUUCGGCGAAUGUUAAAAAAUGUCACUCAGAAAUCUGGGAACAAGCCUGGCUCCACAAAAAAGACAUAAACAUAACUUGUGAAAUUACAGAUCAGAAUAUUAGGGGAAAAAGACAAACCAUACCUGGAGGACUCUCAGACCAAGAUCCAAGCGAUCCUCAGUAUAAAAGAUUAGCAGAGGAAUCUUUGCAGAAAUAUCUUCUAACGUCUGGAAGUACCCGACACCAUGAAGUCGUAAAAGUCGAUAAAGUAACCACACAAGUUGUAGCUGGUUCUUUGACAAGAAUCGACUUCACGAUAUCCCCGACUACUUGCCAGUUAGAUAAGCACGGUAAACCGACUUCUAGUAAUUGCGUAAUAUUGAAUUCAGCGGAUGUUAAAAAAUGUCACUCAGAAAUUAUUGAACAAAGUUGGCUCAACAAAAAAGAUAUAGAUGUCACUUGUGAAACUACAAGUCAGAAUGAUAGGGGGAAAAGACAAAGUACACUCGGAGGACUCUCAGACCAAGAUCCAAGCGAUCCUCGGUAUAAAAGAUUAGCAGAGGAAUCUUUGCAGAAAUAUCUUCUUACAUCUGGAAGUACCCAACACCAUGAAGUCGUAAAAGUCGAUAAAGUGACUACACAAGUUGUAGCUGGAUCGUUGACGAGAAUCGACUUCACGAUAUCUCCGACUACUUGCCAGUUAGAUAAGCACGGUAAACCGACUUCUACUAAUUGCGUAAUAUUGAAUUCGGCCGAUGUUAAAAAAUGUCACUCGGAAGUUAUUGAACAAAGUUGGCUUAACAAAAAAGAUAUAGAUGUAAGUUGUGAAAUGAUAAGUCAGAAUUAUAGGGGAAAAAGACAUAACGUACGUGGAGGACUCUCAGAUCAAGACCCGAGCGAUCCUCAGUAUAAAAGAUUAGCAGAGGAAUCUUUACAAAAAUAUCUUCAAAUGUCUGGAAGUACCCAACACUAUGAAGUCGUAAAAGUCGAUAAAGUGACUAAACAGGUUGUAGCUGGUUCAUUGACGAGAAUCGACUUCACAAUAUCCCCGACUACUUGCCAGUUAGAUAAGCACGGUAAACCGACUUCUAGUAAUUGCGUAAUAUUGAAUUCGGCCGAUGUUAAAAAAUGUCACUCGGAAGUUAUUGAACAAAGUUGGCUUAACAAAAAAGACAUAGACGUAUCUUGUGAAAUUACAGGUCAGAAUAUUAGGGAGAAAAGACAAACCAUACCUGGAGGACUCUCAGAUCAAGACCCGAGCGAUCCUCAGUAUAAAAGAUUAGCAGAGGAAUCUUUACAGAAAUAUCUUCUAACAUCUGGAAGUACCCAACACCAUGAAGUCGUAAAAGUCGAUAAAGUGACUACACAAGUUGUAGCUGGUUCUUUGACAAGAAUCGACUUCACGAUAUCCCCGACUACUUGCCAGUUAGAUAAGCACGGUAAACCGACUUCUAGUAAUUGCGUAAUAUUGAAAUCAGCGGAUGUUAAAAAAUGUCACUCAGAAAUUAUUGAACAGAGUUGGCUCAACAAAAAAGAUAUAGAUGUCACUUGUGAAACUACAAGUCAGAAUGAUAGGGGAAAAAGACAAAGUACAUUUGGAGGACUCUCAGAACAAGAUUCAAGCGAUCCUCGGUAUAAAAGAUUAGCAGAGGAAUCUUUGCAGAAAUAUCUUCUAAUGUCUGGAAGUACCCAACACCAUGAAGUCGUAAAAGUCGAUAAAGUGACUACACAAGUUGUAGCUGGUUCUUUGACGAGAAUCGACUUCACGAUAUCUCCGACUACUUGCCAGUUAGAUAAGCACGGUAAACCGACUUCUACUAAUUGCGUAAUAUUGAAAUCAGCGGAUGUUAAAAAAUGUCACUCAGAAAUUAUUGAACAGAGUUGGCUCAACAAAAAAGAUAUAGAUGUCACUUGUGAAACUACAAGUCAGAAUGAUAGGGGAAAAAGACAAAGUACAUUUGGGGGACUCUCAGACCAAGAUUCAAGCGAUCCUCGAUAUAAAAGAUUAGCAGAGGAAUCUUUGCAGAAAUAUCUUCUUACAUCUGGAAGUACCCAACACCAUAAAGUCGUAAAAGUCGAUAAAGUGACUACACAAGUUAUAGCUGGUUCAUUGACGAGAAUCGACUUCACAAUAUCCCCGACUACUUGCCAGUUAGAUAAGCACGGUAAACCGACUUCUAGUAAUUGCGUAAUAUUGAAUUCGGCCGAUGUUAAAAAAUGUCACUCGGAAGUUAUUGAACAAAGUUGGCUUAACAAAAAAGAUAUAGAUGUAAGUUGUGAAAUGAUAAGUCAGAAUUAUAGGGGAAAAAGACAUAACGUACGUGGAGGACUCUCAGAUCAAGACCCAAGCGAUCCUCAGUAUAAAAGAUUAGCAGAGGAAUCUUUACAGAAAUAUCUUCUAACGUCUGGAAGUACCCAACACCAUGAAGUCGUAAAAGUCGAUAAAGUGACUACACAAGUUGUAGCUGGAUCGUUGACGAGAAUCGACUUCACGAUAUCCCCGACUACUUGCCAGUUAGAUAAGCACGGUAAACCGACUUCUAGUAAUUGCGUAAUAUUGAAUUCAGCGGAUGUUAAAAAAUGUCACUCAGAAAUUAUUGAACAAAGUUGGCUCAACAAAAAAGAUAUAGAUGUCACUUGUGAAACUACAAGUCAGAAUUAGGGGAAAAGACAAAGUACACUCGGAGGACUCUCAGACCAAGAUCCAAGCGAUCCUCGGUAUAAAAGAUUAGCAGAGGAAUCUUUGCAGAAAUAUCUUCUUACAUCUGGAAGUACCCAACACCAUGAAGUCGUAAAAGUCGAUAAAGUGACUACACAAGUUGUAGCUGGAUCGUUGACGAGAAUCGACUUCACGAUAUCUCCGACUACUUGCCAGUUAGAUAAGCACGGUAAACCGACUUCUACUAAUUGCGUAAUAUUGAAAUCAGCGGAUGUUAAAAAAUGUCACUCAGAAAUUAUUGAACAGAGUUGGCUCAACAAAAAAGAUAUAGAUGUCACUUGUGAAACUACAAGUCAGAAUGAUAGGGGAAAAAGACAAAGUACAUUUGGAGGACUCUCAGAACAAGAUUCAAGCGAUCCUCGGUAUAAAAGAUUAGCAGAGGAAUCUUUGCAGAAAUAUCUUCUUACAUCUGGAAGUACCCAACACCAUGAAGUUGUAAAAGUCGAUAAAGUGACUACACAGGUUAUAGCUGGUUCAUUGACGAGAAUCGACUUCACAAUAUCCCCGACUACUUGCCAGUUAGAUAAGCACGGUAAACCGACUUCUAGUAAUUGCGUAAUAUUGAAUUCGGCCGAUGUUAAAAAAUGUCACUCGGAAGUUAUUGAACAAAGUUGGCUUAACAAAAAAGAUAUAGAUGUAAGUUGUGAAAUGAUAAGUCAGAAUUAUAGGGGAAAAAGACAUAACGUACGUGGAGGACUCUCAGAUCAAGACCCGAGCGAUCCUCAGUAUAAAAGAUUAGCAGAGGAAUCUUUACAAAAAUAUCUUCAAAUGUCUGGAAGUACCCAACACUAUGAAGUCGUAAAAGUCGAUAAAGUGACUAAACAGGUUGUAGCUGGUUCAUUGACGAGAAUCGACUUCACGAUAUCUCCGACUACUUGCCAGUUAGAUAACUACGGUAAACCGACUUCUACUAAUUGCGUAAUAUUGAAUUCGGCGAAUAUAAAAAAAUGUCACUCAGAAAUCUGGGAACAAGCCUGGCUCAACAAAAAAGACAUAAACAUAACUUGUGAAAUUACAGGUCAGAAUAUUAGGGAGAAAAGACAAACCAUACCUGGAGGACUCUCAGAUCAAGACCCGAGCGAUCCUCACUAUAAAAGAUUAGCAGAGGAAUCUUUGCAGAAAUAUCUUCUAACAUCUGGAAGUACCCAACACCAUGACGUCGUAAAAGUCGAUAAAGUGACUACACAAGUUGUAGCUGGUUCUUUGACAAGAAUCGACUUCACGAUAUCCCCGACUACUUGCCAGUUAGAUAAGCACGGUAAACCGACUUCUAGUAAUUGCGUAAUAUUGAAAUCAGCGGAUGUUAAAAAAUGUCACUCGGAAGUUAUUGAACAAAGUUGGCUUAACAAAAAAGACAUAGACGUAUCUUGUGAAAUUACAGGUCAGAAUAUUAGGGAUAAAAGACAAACCAUACCUGGAGGACUCUCAGAUCAAGACCCGAGCGAUCCUCACUAUAAAAGAUUAGCAGAGGAAUCUUUGCAGAAAUAUCUUCUAACAUCUGGAAGUACCCAACACCAUGAAGUCGUAAAAGUCGAUAAAGUGACUACACAAGUUGUAGCUGGUUCUUUGACGAGAAUCGACUUCACGAUAUCUCCGACUACUUGCCAGUUAGAUAAGCACGGUAAAUCGACUUCUACUAAUUGCGUAAUAGUGAAUUCGGCGAAUGUUAAAAAAUGUCACUCAGAAAUUAUUGAACAGAGUUGGCUCAACAAAAAAGAUAUAGAUGUCACUUGUGAAACUACAAGUCAGAAUGAUAGGGGGAAAAGACAAAGUACACUCGGAGGACUCUCAGACCAAGAUCCAAGCGAUCCUCAGUAUAAAAGAUUAGCAGAGGAAUCUUUGCAGAAAUAUCUUCUAACGUCUGGAAGUACCCAACACCAUGAAGUUGUAAAAGUCGAUAAAGUGACUACACAAGUUGUAGCUGGUUCUUUGACAAGAAUCGACUUCACGAUAUCUCCGACUACUUGCCAGUUAGAUAAGCACGGUAAACCGACUUCUAGUAAUUGCGUAAUAUUGAAUUCAGCGAAUGUUAAAAAAUGUCACUCAGAAAUUAUUGAACAAAGUUGGCUCAACAAAAAAGAUAUAGAUGUCACUUGUGAAACUACAAGUCAGAAUGAUAGGGGGAAAAGACAAAGUACACUCGGAGGACUCUCAGACCAAGAUCCAAGCGAUCCUCGGUAUAAAAGAUUAGCAGAGGAAUCUUUGCAGAAAUAUCUUCUUACAUUUGGAAGUACCCAAUACCAUGAAGUCGUAAAAGUCGGUAAAGUGACUACACAGGUUAUAGCUGGUUCAUUGACGAGAAUCGACUUCACAAUAUCCCCGACUACUUGCCAGUUAGAUAAGCACGGUAAACCGACUUCUACUAAUUGCGUAAUAUUGAAUUCGGCAGAUGUUAAGAAAUGCCACUCGAAAAUUAUUGAACAAAGUUGGGUUAACAAAAAAGAUAUAGAUGUCACUUGUGAAACUACUAAUCAGAAUAAUAGAGGGAAAAGACAAACUACACCUGGAGGACUCUCAGAUCAAGACCCAAGCGAUCCUCAGUAUAAAAGAUUAGCAGAGGAAUCUUUGCAGAAAUAUCUUCUUACAUCUGGAAGUACCCAACACCAUGAAGUCGUAAAAGUCGAUAAAGUGACUACACAAGUUGUAGCUGGUUCAUUGACGAGAAUCGACUUCACGAUAUCUCCGACUACUUGCCUGUUAGAUAAGCACGGUAAACCGACUUCUAGUAAUUGCGUAAUAUUGAAUUCAGCGGAUGUUAAAAAAUGUCACUCAGAAAUUAUUGAACAGAGUUGGCUUAACAAAAAAGACAUAGACAUAACUUGUGAAAUUACAGGUCAGAAUAUUAGGGAGAAAAGACAAACCAUACCUGGGGGACUCUCAGAACAGGAUCCAAGCGAUCCUCAGUAUAAAAGAUUAGCAGAGGAAUCUUUACAGGAAUAUCUUCUAACAUCUGGAAGUACCCAACACCAUGAAGUCGUAAAAGUCGAUAAAGUGACUACACAAGUUGUAGCUGGUUCUUUGACAAGAAUCGACUUCACGAUAUCCCCGACUACUUGCCAGUUAGAUAAGCACGGUAAACCGACUUCUAGUAAUUGCCUAAUAUUGAAUUCGGCGGAUGUUAAAAACUGUCACUCAGAAAUUUGGGAAAGGCCGUGGUUGAAAAGUAAAAAGAUUACAGUAAAUUGUAAUUCGAGAACUAAAAGAGAAUUAAUUCGUAAUUACAAAUUUAAUAUAAGUAAUCCUAAAAUUAAAGGUGGUAGUAAACAACAAGAUCCAACUAAUCCAGAAUAUAAAGCACUUGCGGAAGAUUCUCUACGCCACUAUGAACUUCUGCAAAAAACUGAAAUUGAGCAUAAAGUUGUAGAAGUCAAUAAAGUAACGACACAAAUAGUUUCAGGCAUUAAAUAUAAGAUAGAUUAUACUGCUUCCCCAGCUACAGAUGAGAAAGUGCUUCUUUACUGUCACAGCGAAAUUUGGGAUCGUCCAUGGAUAAAUACAAAAACCUUUGAUGUUUCAUGUUAUAGAGAUGAUGAAAAUGAAAGUAAGAAAGAAAAUAAAAAUGGUGUGAAAAAAUUAUCAAAACGUAGUUUUGGACUAGGCGUUAAAGAAAAACAAGAUAAUAAUAAAAAACAGUAUAAGGACCUUGCUAUGAUCUCAUUAAAUAAGUAUAUGCACUCAUCUAAAACUAAAUAUGCUCAUAAAAUUGUGAAAAUACAUGAGGUUACUGAGCAAGUUGUUGCUGGUAUUGUAAUUAAUAUCGAUUAUUCAAUAUCGCCAACUACUUGUUUAUUAGAAGAACAGGUAAAUAGUAUUAACUGUCCAUUUCAGGAGCCACAAAUAACAUUGCGUUGUUUUGCACAGUUUUGGCGAAGGCCAGGUAUUGAUAUUGCAGAUGAUGUUACAGUACGUUGUAAUGAAAACAAAAAUAAACGUAUAAAACGGAAUAUUGCAUUACGUGAAAAGGGACAAGUUUUAGAUGAUGAUGAAGAUUUUGAUGAGAAUACUAAAUAUUAUUAUGCUGAUCGCGCUGUACAACAUUUAAAUGAACAAUCUGAUACAGAUAAUUUGUAUAAAUUAAUAUCUAUACAUGCUAUACAACAUAGCACCCAUAUGAAAACACCAAUGGUGCGAAUGUAUAUCGAAACAGCAUUAACUUAUUGUUUGCGACAUCAAGACGAUGAUGAUUUAAAUAAAUGUGAUGAAAUGGAAGGACUGAACCAUAGAUUGUGUCAUGUUCGACUAUGGCCGUCAUCUGACGAUGACCUUGUCGUUCAGCAAGUUGUCACAACAUGCGAUGAUGAUGUUAAUUUUGUAAGUGUCACGGGUUUGUCUAUACAAGAAUUGUUAGAAGCCUCUAUUAAAAAUCUGGAGAAAUCUCCUGAUAUCAAAUACAAAAUUGUACAUCAAGGCGAACCUAAUUUAGUCCCUAGUCUAGAUUCAUCGCAACCCAUAAAAAUGAAUUUUAUAAUUGCAUCUACGAAUUGUACAAAAGACAUUGAUAUAAAAACACAUUCGGGAAUGUGCUUUUUAGAUGCCACGAUACCGGCGCAGGCUUGCAAUUCAUUUAUUUGGAUGGUUCCAAAUAGCAAAACCAUUAAGAAAAUAUUUGUCAACUGUGGAACUCCAACCGUAACCAGAAGCAAAAGGUCAAUUUCCUUAGAUCCUAAAAAUGCAACAGCAGAUGAGGUACAAAUCCAAAAAUUAGUAACACAAGCAUUGGAAAAGUUAGAAAUGUCGUCCGUCCAUAGGUAUAAGCAAAGAGUAUUACAAAUUAACAGUUACUCUUCUAAAAUAACAUCGGGUAGAGUGACUACUAUAGAUUUUGAUGUAGGUUACACUUCGUGUUUAAAAUAUGAAUGGGUAGAGAAUAUAGCAACUUGUGAAUUUUUAGAGCAUUUACCAAGAAGACAUUGCGUUGCUAACAUUUGGGAAAGGUUAUGGAUAGAAAAUGGGAAAAAUAUCGAUGUCAAUUGUGAAGAUGAUGAGACACCUCUCGAAGCGCACGUAGAAUUUGAAAGCGCCGAGACCGCCAAGCAGCUAGCAAAUCGGGCUUUAAGGCACAUAGAAGCUAAAUACCCAAAUCCUCGUGAACAAAUAGUAGUGAGAAUUUUCUCGUUAGAAAAGCAGGUUGUUGCCGGCAUUCACUACAGAAUGAAAAUUGAAGUUGGUCUCACUAAUUGUACAGCAUUGACUUAUCAAAAAAAAUGUUCGUUAGAUACUAAUGCAGGAUUAAAUAAGUUUUGCAAAGUAAACGUAUGGCUUCGCCCAUGGACUGAUCAUCCGCCCAACUUCCGCGUUUCUUGCGAUUAUCAAGAUGCUGCAAGUACGGAAAUGUACCGUCACAUACAAGCCGAGCAUUUGUUUUAUGCAUUUUUAGGUAAAUAUAAACCUAAAUAUGUUGAUGAUCCCGUAGAAAUAUUGAAGAGGUUCAAGAUUUUCAAAGAAAAUAUACGUAAGAUUCAUGAACUGAACACACAUGAACUGGGCACUGCAAGGUAUGCAGUGACACGGUUUGCUGACUUGUCCUAUGAAGAAUUUACGACCAAGUAUUUGGGAUUGAAGCCUAGUUUAAGGGACGAAAACCAGAUACCGAUGAGCAAGGCAAAUAUUCCCAAUAUGUCAAUACCAGACAAAUUUGACUGGAGAGAUUUCGACGCUGUGACAGAAGUAAAGGACCAGGGCUCCUGCGGCAGCUGCUGGGCAUUCAGUGUUACAGGAAAUGUGGAGGGCCAGUGGAAGAUGAAGUCAGGCAAACUGUUGUCACUGUCAGAACAAGAGCUGGUGGACUGUGACAAACUUGACGAAGGCUGCAAUGGAGGGUUGCCAGAUAAUGCCUAUAGAGCAAUUGAACAACUUGGCGGGCUGGAGCUAGAGUCGGAUUACCCAUACGAGGGUGCAGACGACAAAUGUGCGUUCAAUAAGACACUAGCCAAGGUGCAAAUCAGCGGCGCCGUGAACAUAUCCUCCAACGAGACUGACAUGGCCAAGUGGCUGGUGCAGAACGGACCUAUAUCUAUUGGUAUAAAUGCAAAUGCGAUGCAGUUCUACGUGGGUGGCAUAUCGCAUCCAUUUAAGAUGCUUUGCAAUCCGAAUAAUUUGGAUCACGGUGUACUUAUCGUUGGGUACGGAGUUAAAGAGUACCCCCUAUUCCACAAGACUCUGCCGUACUGGGUGAUAAAGAACUCGUGGGGCAAGUCAUGGGGCGAGCAGGGAUACUAUCGCGUCUACAGAGGUGACGGUACCUGCGGCCUGAACCUUAUGGCGAGCAGUUCUAUCAUAUAGUAAUCUGCCAAAUGCAUACUGACUAUUAAUUAGAUGCCUUCAAUAAUAAGUACUGGUUAUUCGACCAAAGUGAAACAUUGAUCUGACAGAUCGCAUCAAUUGUAGCGCGGGUUCUUAUUUUAAAUAUGUUUUUUUAUUUUAAUACAAUAAAAUUCUAUUUUUAAAAAUUUUGACAGCUAGUACGUUCAUAUGAUUAAAUGUCAUGUCGCAAUAUUGUAGUAGCAUGAUAGUAUUUUAGUGUCUCGAUACAAAAGGACAAGAAAUGUUCCAUGUUCUUUUGCUUUGAUUUUAAUUAACUUCUAAAACUUAUAAUGACCUUUUUAUAUUCCUUAUUUUCUUUUGCUAGUAUAUUUUAUAUAUUAAGAAUUAAGUAUACCGUAAUUUGCAAUAUUAUUAUAAACUCUUAAAGUUGUACUUUAUUUGUAUUUGUUUAAGGACGAUUUUCGCUUACAGCGAAUUGAUUAUUAUCGUAUUUCAUAUUAUACGUAUGUUUUUAUACACUUGACAAUUCAGUUAGUUUCUAAAUACGUUUACGCUACCGCACGCGUGAGAAAGAAUGAGACGGGUCAUGUGCUCUAUCGGUCUAUUUCAUACAUACAAUGGGUAGUGUAAAUGUAUCUACAUAUAGCUUGACCAUCGAGUCUGUGUCUCAUAUAAAUUACAUUUAUAAAUAUUACUAAAAAAAUUGAUGAUUAAUGCAAUGACGUGAUAAUGGGGCCGAUUCUGUGGUGCAAUUUUUCCAAAUUUACCUCGUGACCUAAUACUUUAAUUUGAUAAUUUAGGGGAACUACUGUCUUACGGACCACUGUACCAUCAUAAACAAAAUUUGUAAUAAUUUGAGCUUAAAUCUAUUAUAAAUUUAGUUCAUAUUGGUACCUGGAAUUUUAAAUUUAGAGAUACGAUUUAGAUGAACAGCACCUCAGAAUCGAGGCUAUUGUAACAAUUUUUUAUGAAAUUCGAUAACGAAACUCGUUCUCAUUAGCAUUGGUUUGAACUAUCUUAUGUGACUAUUUCCAUUCUUCUAUAUUCAUAGAACUAACAUACAUAUACAUAUAUGGACAUACAUAACAUAUAUAUACAUACAUAUUUGCAAUAAUUUUUAACGGAAUAGUCUUUGGAAACUGGGUCUAGUCACUAUGACAACUGUAUAAUAGAUCGAGUUUGGUGCAUUUACAACAAAUACAAGUUAAUGUAUCAAAUCAAUUGACUUAUAAGAAUGCACUAUUAACAUUCUCUAUUAGUAGAGUGUUAAAUGUAUUCUUACAUAAAUUAAAACUAUAAAUUAAAAAUUAAAAAAAUGACAUUGCCUCUCAUAUGUAUAAAGAAUUGUUUAAUAUAUUUAUCAUCUCAAAUGUCCGCCUCUAAUAUUGACAUAUGUAUUUUAAGGUUUCGUUUUGAGUUUGAUUAUAAUUUACAUUAUGUAUAAUAAAUAUAAAAAUCUCUUUUGUUUUUGACAUAUAUAAAUAUAAUUGUAUAAUUAAAAUAUAUUAAUGAUUCAAUUGACAUUUAUAUAUAACUGUUCAUGUAUAGAUGUACAAUGUAUUGUGUAAAAUUUUAAAUGAUUAAUUGUAAAAUAGGAAUAUAAGAAAAUAGAAUCUCCACAAGCAAAGAACAGACUGCAUUUGUGCCUGUUUUAGAAUACUAUUAUAGAUACAUUGAAGUAUAUAUUAAUUUCUGGCUAACGUUAUAAAUGUCAAAGUUUGUAAACAUUUUUAGAUAUUUGUUAUUCAAUCAUAUUAUAAAAGGAUAUAUACAUAUAUAAAUUCAGCUUAACCGAUUUAAAUUAAAUUGAGUACAUAGUUGGACUAUAUCUUCUGGAUAGUUAGCAUCGAAUGUAUUUUUUUAUUCACUUGGGUAAAGUUGUCAAACCGUUUAGGCGUUAUUGAGUAACAUAUAUGUAUAAUGUUUUUUACUUUCACAUUUAUAACAAUGUAAUAUUAUUAGUGGAAUAACAUAGCUAGUCUACAUUUAAUAUUUACAUUUUAAUUGACAAUCUUGUUGUGACUUUUUUUAUGUUUGUUGUUUUGAUUUUUAUAAUUUUAUGAUUCCACUAGUCUUAAAUUCUAUAUUUCAAACUCACUUUUUAUUACAAUAUUGCCUAUAGUACGUCAAGUUUGGUCGUGGCACUCGUUAGGGGAGCGGGUUUUGCGGGUGACGAAGUAUAAGAUUUGACGAUAUAUGGACUAAGGAUUCCAAUCUCGGACAAAAUAAUCGGAACUGCUGAAUCAAAUUAAUUCGAGAAAUCUCAGCUCGAUUUAGGAGAAAAUCGAUGUUAAAAAGAUGAAUCUCACAAAUAUCGAUCUAUCUUUUGAUGAUUGUUUUUACCACUCUAAAAAUAAGAAAGCGGAAUGACAAUUUACUUAAAAAAAAAAAAAGAUUAAGCUACACAGUGACAUGACAAUUUUGUGGACAAGCGAAUGGCCAUCACAUAUGGGCAUGCCAGGUAAUGUGGCUGCUUUCUGUAUAACUAGCUACAUUUUUAAUAACGAUCGAUAUACACAAGAAAAAUAGAAAAUGGAGAUCUUAAAGAUUGAUCUUCGAUUAAAUCGAGACUGGGAACCUAAAUAUGGAUAGUCUACUACUGUAACGAAAAUACAGUGCACACUCUCCCCGCACUUCCCCUCACGCGGUAGUACCGCGCACGAAUUUGUCGUGCUAUAAUGCAAGUUUUCGUUGUCGCUCUUUGUUUCUGUUAUUUCUUAUUUUAUGAUAUCACUAGUCUUUGAUUCUGCAUUUUGAUACUCGUUCUUUUUUUUCAUAAAAAAUAAUUGUUUAGCUUUUGUUAAGACUCUUUUAAAUUAAGACAAGUAACGUGGUAAGGAUCUAAGUGGCUAGCGUGACUUGUGACAUUUGUGUUAGAGAAAAAAAAUGUUUAUUGCCAAUUGAAAUAUUUUUUAAAUACACAAUCGGGUUUUAACGCGAUGAACAACUUACAGGUAUAUAGUACCUAUAUACCUGCUUCUUUAUUGCCAAAAUGUCGGCAGUAAAGAAGCACUUAUAAAAAAAUAAUAUUGUAUGUAUUAUCAAUAGUAAACAAGUGCUGCAAUGCAGAAUGAGCGCUGUCGCAACAGCGCUGAAUUUCUGUACUAGCCGUGUAUGACAUCAAGAUAAUACGACUGCGUUAGCUUUUAUAUAAGAUAUAUAUCUGUUGGACUUAAUUGUACAUUCGGAAACUCAGAUUUUCAUACAAAUUUGUCUAUGUAAACGUAAAUGUAUUUGUAUCAUAAAUUUCUUGUAAAAAGUUGUAAUAAAUCUUUGUACAAUUCACACUAGGUAUUGAAUUGUUUGAACCACGUGCUUCUUUAUAUUUCUACCCCAUUAUACUUAUGUUAUAUCUACUUAUUAGUUUUUAAGUGAAAUGUUUUUAUACGUGAAGGUUUUUUUAAAAAAAUGAUACUUAAAUAUCGCAAUAAAAUAUUAGCAAAUAUAAAAA
Messenger RNA from Galleria mellonella (greater wax moth), 15589 nucleotides. RefSeq lists its product as uncharacterized. Gene Ontology annotation, molecular function: cysteine-type endopeptidase inhibitor activity; cysteine-type peptidase activity. Lineage: Eukaryota; Metazoa; Arthropoda; Insecta; Lepidoptera; Pyralidae. Gene Ontology annotation, biological process: proteolysis. The record is from RefSeq and is a predicted model, not a curated record.